AUGGCUAUUAAACUGGAUCUUUCUAAGGCUUUCGAUAGAUUGGAAUGGACUUUUAUUGUUUCAGUUUUUAAGUGCCUGGGUUUUUCUGAAGAUUGGUGUCAAAUGAUUUAUCAGUGCAUAAGUAUUGUCUCUUACUCAGUACUGGUGAAUGGCUCUCCAGGUGAGUGGUUUUUCCUUUCUCGUGAUAUUAGACAGGGUGAUUGCCUUUCUCCGUACAUCUUUAUUAUAUGUAUGGAGGUUUUAUCACAACUUAUCAUAAAAGCUGAGCAUGAUAAUCUUAUUCAGGGUUUUAAAUUUUCGAAUGAUAGGCCUACUAUUUCGCAUCUUUUCUUUGCCGAUGAUUGCAUGCUUUUUUCUAAGGCUUCCUUAACUUAUGCUAGGAAUCUUAUGAAAAUUAUAGAUGUCUUUGCAAAAGCUUCUGGGAAAGCCAUAAACUAUGAUAAGUCGAGUUUCAUUACUAGUUCCAAAACUCAUCAUAAACAUAUUAAACUUCUGGCUAAAACCUUAAAGAGCAAAUUUCUGAGUAAUUCAGAGAAAUAUCUUGGUACACCCCUAUUUAUUAACAGAAAUAAAAGUAAAUCUUUUCAAUUUGUUAUUGAAAAUUUCAACUCUAGGUUAAGCUCUUGUAAAAGAACCAAUCUGAAUAUUGCUGGUACAAAUGUAGUUACAAAACAUGUUCUAUCGAGUCUUGUUGUGUAUCAGAUGUCUUGUUUUCCUUUACCUAAGAAGAUUACUUCGAAGAUUGAUUCUAUCCAAAGAAGAUUUUGGUGGUCUAAAAAAGACCCUAGACAUGCUGCUUACUUUCGUUCUUGGGGGGAUAUUGGUAAGUCUAAAAACUGUGGUGGUCUAGGUAUAAGGAAUACUUAUGCCACUAACAGGGUUCUCAUAAGUAAGUUAGGUUGGAGAUUAUUGCAAAAUCUGGAACAUCUUGUUUCGAUAUUCUUGAAAGAUAAAUAUUUUCCUAAUCAGAAUCUUCUUGAAAUUGAUAAAGCUGCAGACUCUUCUUCUUGGAUUUGGAAAGGUAUAGUAGAGAGCUUAGUUUUUAUUAAAGCAAACAUAGUUAGGAAAAUUAAUGAUGGUGCUUCUACUAAUAUCUGGCUUGAUAAUUGGAUACCAUAUGCUACUUCUCCACCUGUUUCUAAUAAUAUAAAUUAUAAAGAUUAUGGUUAUGGUUAUGUGAAAAAUCUUAUUGAUGUGAACAACAACAUUUGGAAUUUGAAUUUGUUAAAUAGUUUAUUUUCUCCAGAGGAUGUUAUUAGAAUUAGAGCUAUUAAGAUUAAUUUGCAUCAGAGUGAUAAAGUUAUGUGGGCUCAUACGCAUAAUGGUAUGUUUACUAUCAAAUCGGCGUAUAAGGCUUAUAUGAAUGAAAGUUGUACUAGGGAAGAAGCUUCUUUCUGGCGCAAGGUUUGGUCUUUGGGGUGUCUUCCCAAAAUUAAGUUCUUUAUGUGGAAAACAUUUUCUCAUAUGCUUCCUGUUAAUUCUCUACUUAGUGUUUAUAAUCCUUCUAUUGAUGAUAUAUGCCCUCUUUGUAAGAAUGAAGUUAAAACUGAGUUACAUUUACUAGUCCAGUGUCCGAUUGUUUCACAUGUUUGGUUUGGUAUGUCCUUUCAGCAUUUAAUUUCUCCUGAUCUGCAAGGGAUAGAUGAUUAUUUUCUUAUAAAGAUUGCUAUUGAUCUAAAUAAAGUUAUACUAGAUGCGAAAAGAAUGAUAAACUCAUAUAUUAAACCUUCCAUUCCUGUGAGGGAUAGUAACAUACAUAAAAAGAUUUGCAGAACUGAGGUGGAACAUUUUAUGUUUAUUGAUGGUUCUUACAAGGAUUCUAAUAUGGGUGUUGGUAUUUUCUGGUGUGAUUUGGCAGGAACAAUAAAGGGUUCUCGUGCUGACUUUGGGCUGAUUCCAGAUGCGGUUGGAGAUGAAUCAAAUGCUCUUUUUUUGGGUAUCUCUUGGGCUUUAGAGAUGAAUCUGUCUAGAGUCAUUUUUCUUAGCGACUGUCUUCAAAUGGUGGAUUUUGUGAAUGAAGACUGUUCAAAAGUGGGCUGGUGGAGCAGUGAUGUUCUAAAGGAUUGUAGGAGUUUGUUCUCUAGUAAUAGCAGUUUUAAACUUAUGUAUAUUAAUCGUGUCAAAAAAAAUCUAGCUGAUAAGCUUGAUCGUCGAGCUAGAAAGUACUGUAUUAAGAACAAUUGGGUUUCUUUUCCUCCUUUUUUGGAUAGUCUUGUAAGGAAGGAGCCCCUCGUUGAUGUCUGUACUUCACUUUUAAGUUAA
Molecule: messenger RNA, 2262 nt
Organism: Papaver somniferum (opium poppy)
Lineage: Eukaryota; Viridiplantae; Streptophyta; Magnoliopsida; Ranunculales; Papaveraceae
Exons: 2
Coding region: 1-2262 (753 amino acids)
Molecular function (GO): nucleic acid binding; RNA-DNA hybrid ribonuclease activity
Source: RefSeq, a predicted model, not a curated record